Rattus rattus (black rat) is the source of this 1584-nucleotide messenger RNA. It is a transcript of the gene Psapl1, whose product is annotated as prosaposin like 1. Gene Ontology annotation, cellular component: lysosome. Lineage: Eukaryota; Metazoa; Chordata; Mammalia; Rodentia; Muridae. The record is from RefSeq and is a predicted model, not a curated record. Gene Ontology annotation, biological process: sphingolipid metabolic process.
AUGAGCAUUAUGCUGUGUGCUCUGAUUCUCUGGUCUGGUCUCCUGGGGGCCACCAAGGCCAGCCCCAUCUCGGUCCCCCACGAGUGUGCCAAGGGUUCGGAGGUAUGGUGUCAGGACCUGCAGGCAGCUGCAAGGUGUCGGGCCGUGAGGCACUGCCAGAGUGCUGUCUGGAGCAAGCCUACAGUCAAGUCCCUGCCCUGCAGUGUGUGCCAGGAUGUAGCCGCCGCUGCUAGUAAUGGGGUGAACCCGGAUGCUAAAGAGUCGGACAUUUUGGCAUCGGUAAUGAAGACCUGUGAGUGGCUUCCAAGCCAGGAGUCUUCAGCUAAGUGCAAGUGGAUGGUGGACAACCACAGUGCAGCUGUCCUGGCCAUGCUCCGUGGCACUCCGGGCACUGCCCCGGCUUUGGUGUGCACUGCGCUCACACUCUGUGAACCGCUACAGAGGCACCUAGCUGUGGCCACCUCGGAGAGACCGCUCACCCAGGAGGAUGCAAACGAGGUGAUGGCCCCCUUCUUAUCCAAUGGGGCCCUGAGCUUCCGCCCAUCACAGAUGCCUGUAGGUGCUGUGUGUCAUGACUGCGUCCAGCUGAUCUCCCGGCUGCAGAGUGCUCUAGAGUCCAACUUGACCUUGGCAGAGGUAACUGUCCAGAAUCAGUGUCAGUCCAUGGGGCCUGGCCUAGCUGCCCUCUGCGAGAACUACAUCCACUGGCAAUUUGUCCCUGCUAAACAAGCGCUGCAGACUCUUCCCCCACAGGAGGUCUGCAGGAAGGGGGGCUUCUGCGAGGAGCAGAGAGAGUCUGCCCACUGGCUGGCUCAAGUGGCCGCUGUGGACGGAGUCCCCUCCCUAGAGAUGGAGCUGCCGAGGAAGAACGAGUUGCAGAUGCAGUUGGGCCUGACAUGCGAUGUGUGCUUGAACGUGGUCCAGGAGCUGGACAAGUGGCUUGAGACCAACAGCACAGAAGCCCUCAUCAGCCACGCCCUGGAGCGUGUGUGCUCCAUAAUGCCAGAGUCUCUAGUCCAACAGUGCAUCACCCUGGUGGACACCUACGGCCCCAACUUGGUGCAGCUCGUGUCCAAAGUCACCCCAGAGAAAGUGUGUGAGACCAUCAGGCUGUGUGGCAGCAAAAGGCAGGCCAGGUCCAUCUCCAGGGUUGCGACAACCACACCACCCCUGCUGAUGGAUGAGGAAAACCAGGGCAGCUUCUGCCAAGGGUGCAAAAGGCUUCUGGGCGUGUCUUCCCAGAAUCUAGACCGCAAGAGCACCAAGCGGGACAUCCUGAAUGCCUUCAAAGGUGGCUGCCGGAUCUUGCCGUUGCCUUACGUGCUGCAGUGUAACCGUUUUGUGGCUGAGUAUGAGCCUGUGCUCAUAGAGAGCCUCAGGUUCAUGAUGAACCCCACGGACCUAUGCAAGAAGAUGGGGGCCUGCCACGGCCCCAAGGUUCCACUUCUAGGCACAGACCAGUGUGUCAUGGGCCCCCGCUUCUGGUGCAAGAGCCCAGAGGCCGCCGAGAUGUGUGAUGCCCUGGAGCACUGCCAGCGCCUUGUGUGGAAAAAGCCCAUCUCCAAAACCAAUGAGCAGCCAUGA